Molecule: messenger RNA, 849 nt
Organism: Tetrahymena thermophila SB210
Lineage: Eukaryota; Ciliophora; Oligohymenophorea; Hymenostomatida; Tetrahymenidae
Product: EF-hand protein
Exons: 7
Molecular function (GO): calcium ion binding
Source: RefSeq, a predicted model, not a curated record
AUGAAUAGUAGCUAAUCUGAAAGCUAAUUUAUAAAAGAAAAAUUGUAAAUAAGUAAUGAGGAACUUGAUGAUAAUGAAAGCGAAAAUGAUUAAGAUUAAGAUGAUGAAAAUAAAGAUCAAGAAGAAGAAAAUCUUAAAGAUAUAGUAAAUCCAGAAAUCAAAUAGCUGAUCAAAGAAAGAGGAUUAAAUAUGGUGUCUUAUGAGGAUUUGAUAGUUGAGAAAAAAGAAAGAGAAAAGGAAUUAAAUGAAAAUAGAUAAAAAUUAAAAGAAAGUUAAACACGUUAAUGGCUGAUAAAACAUAAAAAGAGAGAGUUUAUAGAUUUUGAUGAUAAAGAAAGAUCAAAACUUAAGUAGUAUUUUAGGUCUUUGGAUGGAGAUGGGUCAGGAAGUAUUGGUUUGAGAGAAUUAGAAGACCCAUUAAUUUCCCUUGGUAUAGCAGAAUCAAAAGAAGAUGUGAAAAAGAUUAUGGAUUAAGUGGACAAGGAUCACUCAAACGAAAUCGAAUUUUAAGAAUUUUUAGACAUUAUUAAAGCUAAAGAAAAAGGAAAUGGCAGAUCACAAAAGAAUACAGCCAUUAUUAACUUUUUUAAAGAUAUGAUUAAUGGUUAGUUAGGUGAUGGAGAUAUUUAAACAAAAAACUUGCCAUUUCAGUUAAUUAUUUCAACAAUUCGUAGAAAAAAGCUUUUAGAUGCUAUUAUGAGUACAAAUUAAGAGAAAAAGAAAGAGGGUGAGAAGGUUAUGAAGGCCUAUGGUAAAUUACUAGCAAUAAAUAAUGCUCCUAAGUAAUCUAAUAAAUAAAAUGAUUCAAAAUAGCCGAGCUAAAGAAGCUCUUUUUCAAAUAAAAAAUGA